AUGUGGGAAACAUCUCUAGAAGUGGAGAUCUUUGAUGUGUGGGGUACUGAUUUCAUGGGACCAUUCCCACCUUCGCUUGGUAAUCUAUACAUUCUCUUAGCGGUGGACUAUGUAAGUAAAUGGGUAGAAGCUGCUGCAACAACUACAAAUGAUUCUCGGGUUGCAGUCAAAUUUAUUCAAAAGAAUAUUUUUUCUAGAUUUGGUAUAACGAGAGCAAUACUUAGUGAUGAAGAGAUAUCUAAUCGGGAAAUCAAGCUUAUCUUGGAGAAAACGGUGCAAUCUAAUAGAAAGGAUUGGUCUAAUAAGCUUGAUGAUGCUUUAUGGGAAUAUAGGACAGCUUUCAAGACACUUAUCGACAUUUCUCCUUAUCGGAUUGUGUUUGGAAAGGCUUGUCAUCUACCAUUUGAGCUUGAGCAUCGUGCACAAUGGGCCAUUAAAAGGCUGAAUUUUGAUUUGAAAGCUUCGGGAGAGAAAAGACUUCUCCAACUUAAUGAGUUAGAAGAAAUUUGUCAUGAAGCUUAUGAAAAUGCACGGAUUUAUAAGGAGCGAAUGAAAAAUUGGCAUGAUAAACAAAUUCUUCGAAGGGAGUUUGUACCGGGAGAAAAGGUUAUUUUAUUCAAUUAUCGUAUUAAACUCUUUCCCAGUAAAUUAAAGUCUCAUUGGUCGGGACCGUUCACAGUUAUUCAAGUCUUUCCAUUUGGAGCUUUUGAGAUUCAAAGAGGUGAUGAACUUGCGUUCAAAGUAAAUGGCCAAUGGUUGAAGCAUUAUUUUGGAGCAGAAGUAGAGAAAAUGGCCAGCAUUAAGCCCGUUGAUGAGUCGUUUGGUAUUGAGAUGAAGUUUUGGGGAACUUGA
Humulus lupulus (European hop) is the source of this 852-nucleotide messenger RNA. RefSeq lists its product as uncharacterized. NCBI's taxonomy places the organism in Eukaryota, Viridiplantae, Streptophyta, Magnoliopsida, Rosales, Cannabaceae. The record is from RefSeq and is a predicted model, not a curated record. The coding region runs from base 1 to 852 and encodes 283 amino acids. Gene Ontology annotation, molecular function: nucleic acid binding. The transcript is spliced from 3 exons.